Molecule: messenger RNA, 1531 nt
Organism: Aspergillus glaucus CBS 516.65
Lineage: Eukaryota; Fungi; Ascomycota; Eurotiomycetes; Eurotiales; Aspergillaceae
Product: Elongator subunit IKI1
Exons: 3
Coding region: 84-1130 (348 amino acids)
Biological process (GO): tRNA wobble uridine modification
Cellular component (GO): elongator holoenzyme complex; cytosol; nucleus
Molecular function (GO): tRNA binding
Source: RefSeq, a predicted model, not a curated record
CCAAACCCCGCAGUUCGUUUGCAUUAACGACCCUUGCUACUACAUUGAACAUUUGUUUUUAUAUCGGAGUGUAUCUAUGAAUUAUGGCUCCUACAAAUCUUUCCCAUCGACAAACGCACAAUUUGCUGCUCAUUUCGAAGCUCUUGAGUCUGAGGGACACUGCGUCGCCGUUUACUCUGCUCUUGGAUUCUUUGGAGCAGCCGGCUACUCCGUUGAUUAGGGAGUAUAUUAGACGUGCGAAGCUUUCAAAGGUCCAUGUUACCCUGAUCGCAUUCGAAUCAUUAAAACGUCCCGACGGCGUCGAUGCCCUCGUCUCAGCUCGCCGAAAGAGUCCACACAUUAUCGCAAAGGAAGUCAGUGCUGCAUACCAGACAACGUCGUCCGCCAAUCCCUCGCGCCGGCGAUUAAUCCUCAUCGACUCACUCAACCCACUGAUUAGCUCCAAAACCGUCGACUCCCAAUUCAACCUACCAGCCUUCUUGAGCUCCUUCCUCGUCCCUACAAGCCCCUCCACACCCAAGGUCGAAUCCUCGCUCGUCGCAACGUACCACCAAGAUGUCCCUAUUUCUUCUAACCAACAACCAUACGCGCCGCCGCCGCUUUCGUUACUCUCGUAUCUCGCAACGACCGUGAUCAAACUUCAUUCGUUCUCGCAUAUUCUCGCGCAAAAGGCUGCCCGGGAUCGCAGCCUGGCGGCUCCCGUCUUUGGACUUGAAGAGGAACAGGAUGGCGUGCUGCUUGGUAGAUUGGAUAAGCUCGUUGGGAAUGAGAAUGCGGAGGGCAUUGUUCUGGAGAUGGAACACCGACGGAAGAGUGGCCGUGGUGUGCUAGAGUGGUAUAUACUGCCACCCGCGUCGCGGUAUCCCCCGAAUCAGACGAAGGAAAUUGUGACGUUACUUGACGAUCACCCGCUCUACCGUCCGCCUGAGGAGCCAGGUACUGGUGCUGGAGAUGAAGAGCCGGAGUCGACAUUUAACCUACGGCUUACUGACAGGCAGAGGCGCGAAAGAGAGGGUGUCGUAUUGCCAUACUUUGAUGCGCAGAGUGGUGAAGGGCCCGGUGAAGGAGGACGGAUUCUAUAUGAUAUGGGAGAGGAAGAUGAUUUUGAUGAGGAAGAGGAUGAGAUAUAAACUCAUCCGAAAACUCAGGUCGUCGCCAUUACUGAAACGGAAUAUCUAUCGAAACGCAUUUUAUGCUAAUUUGACUGAUUCAUGAAGGUGGUCGUGUCCUGCAUCCACCGAGCAAAUUAAGUAUGUGUACAGUAUACAUGCGGGUAUACGAAACGAGAACCAUUGUGAACAAACUAGAAGAAGCGCCACAAAAGCAAGAUAAAAAUGAUCAAUCCGACACCAGCAAAUGGCCCGUACUAUGAAUUGUCAGCCCUUGAGUCUCAUCAACAAGGAACCACAACAAACUCACCUGUUUCAACAACAACUCCCAGUUUAUGCGCACCGCAGCCUUCUUGUACUUCCUGCUAUCCUCCCGCAAGCGCCCAGACAAUUCGCCCAUCCGUUCCAAGCUGUCUCCACGG